AUGCCUCCUCAAGGUGCUGCUGCUGCUGCUGAGGCCGCACAAGCACCAGCACCAGCAGCACCAGCAGCAGCAGCAAAUGCAGCAGCAAGUGCAGCAGCAAGUGCAGCAGCAAUGCCCGUACUGCCGCAGCAGCCGAAGCGGCUGCUGCAGCACGCGCCUGAGAACCCCCUCAGCGCCUUUGUUGCUGCUGCCCUUGAUCCACAGGCAGCAACAGCCACAGCAACGGCAGCAGCAGCAGCUCCAGCAGCAGCAGGAGCAGCAGCAGCAGGAGCAGCAGCAGCAGCAGCAAACGAAGACGGAAAAACCAAGCGUUUCUUCUCCGCUUUGUUUUUGCUGCUGAUUGAAGGCCGGGGGCUCGACGAGGAGGCCCUAGCAGCAGCAACAGCGGCAGAUGCAGCAGCAGCAGGUGCCAGCAGCAGCAGCAGCAGCAGCAGCAUUUGCCUGCUGCGGGGGCCUCGCGUGCUGCAGCUGCUGGCAGCAGCGCUGCAGCAGCAGCCGCUGUUUGCUGCUAAUGCAGAAAACUGGGGAAAGGGCCUCAAACUUAUUGUGUCUUUUGGAUUGGCGGAGCCCUCCGUUGCUGCUGCAGCAAAGACAGCUUUGCUGCUGGGGGUGCUGCGGCUGCUCUUCCUGCUGCUGCCAGCUGUCGAUACACCCCAAGCAGUGCCCACCCUCGACCUCAAUGUGCUCGUAGAUUUUGUUGCGGAAUUCAGCAAGUUGGUGCCGCUGCAGUCUUUACCUGCUGUUGUUCGUCUCCUCGCGGAUCACCGGAGUCUCUGUGCUGCUGCCUUCAAGCGAAAAAGCAAAGAAGAGAGGCCAGCAGCAGCAGCAGCAGCAGCAGCAGGUGCUGCUGCUGCCACCCCAGCAGCAGGCGCUGCAGAAAACAGAAGACGCAUGCAGGUUGCUGGCGCUAAGGUGAUUGGCAUGAUAAAGGCAGUGGAGGAAAGGCUGCGGCUGUCCCCUCACGCCCACCUUAUAUUCGAGCUGCGUUUGCUGCUAGCAGAGACACUGGCCCUCACGCAUGCAGGCGUAUCAAACAGGACACUGCAGCGCGCGGAGCUCCCAAGGCCCGGCAUCGACAGCGAAGAGGCGUGGCGGAAAUGUUCUGUGGGAACUGUAGAUACACCCGAAGGCGGAGACUGUCCCUAUGCAAUUUACAAAGCAUUUGUAGACUGCCAGCAAUUCCUUCAGGCCCCGGAUUUGGUGCUGGCACAAGGCAGCGAAGCAACGGUUGCUGCUGUUGCUGCAGUGCAGCAGGUGCUCUCUUACCUAGAGAGCUACCACACGAAAACUAGCAGCAGCAGCAGCAGCAACAGCAACAGCAGCAGCAAAUGCGGCAGCGCAGCAGCUGAGAGCCUGGAGGACUUUUACGACUGGUUGCUGUUGUGGGAGACCCCAGCAGCAGCAGCAGCAGCAGCAGCAGCAGCGGACUCAGCAGCAGCAGCAGAUUCAGCGGCUGCAGCAGCAGACUCAGCAGCAGCAGCAGAUUCAGCGGCUGCAGCAGCAGACUCAGCAGCAGCAGCAGCAGCAGCAGCACCGUUCCCGCUGCUGCAGCCGCCACCUAUAUCUUUGCUGCGGCAAGCUGACGAAUGGUGUCUGCUGGAGGACAACCCCCCGCCCAGCAAGUACCUCGAGCUCGGGCUGACAGACAAGCUGCAGCACAAGCUGCGGGAUUUCUCGCUGAAGCUGCAGCAAGACAAAAACCCCGAAAGCGGCAUUGACGACAGCAGCAGCAGCAGCAGCAACUGCUUCUUCAUCAAAAGAUUCCACAGACUUUUUUUUCUGUUUCACUCCGACAGAUUCGACGUCCUCCCCGUCAAAAAUGCGAGUUGUGAGGCUCUGGGCGAGAUAUUGGAAAGCAUUGAGAAAGGGGAGGAGCUCCCACUUACGCAGAAGCACAGCAGCAGCAAAUCGCGGGCAGCAGCAGCAGCAGCAGCAGUGCCACCGGCGGCUGUUGCUGCUGCUGCUGAGCCCGUGCCUCAGGAUGCUGCAGCAGCAGCAGCAGUCGCUGGCGGCGGUGAUGCUGCUGCUGCUGCAGAUAGCAGUGCGAUGGAGGUCGAUGGGAAAACUGCAGCGCGAGAGCAGCAGCAGCAGCAGCAGCAGCAGCGGCACCAGCGGAAAGGGUCUGAGGCUGCUGGCUAG
This is a messenger RNA of Eimeria tenella, 2139 nucleotides long. RefSeq lists its product as uncharacterized. Bases 1 to 2139 code for a protein of 712 amino acids. The record is from RefSeq and is a predicted model, not a curated record. Lineage: Eukaryota; Apicomplexa; Conoidasida; Eucoccidiorida; Eimeriidae. The transcript has 11 exons.